AUGCCAGUCGAUCCUACUCAUGCUUUCAUUGCUUCUUUUGCUGCCUUCUUCAUAUCCAAAUAUGUUGUCAAUUCUGGUGGUGCUGUUCUGUUAAAGUGUCUUAACGAAGUAUUGGCACACUUUGGACAGUCUUUCCGUCUUCCCCUCAGUAUAAACGGUGUCAACUUUAUGACCGGUCUCAGCGAUGUGACUCGAGGUGUCCAGCGGUUUGUUGCAUGUGGCAAUUUGCACUGUCAUCGAUCCGAUGCACAACCUGUACCUUGGAAAGCAAAGAGGAUAAUGGAGAAAUGGAGAUCUUCAGGUCUCAUCACAGAUGCACACUUGGCUGAAAUGCAGUUGGAUGCUGACAAGCUUGUACUGCCAGAGGACUACACGCCAUUAGGGACAAAGAUCGGGCGUGGCUUCCCAUUCAUGAAGGCUGACGAGUGGAAGUCUUGGUGCUUGGUGUACUCUCCUGUUCUCCUGCGUGGUCGUCUACCUGAAGCUCAUCUCGGUAACUGGACAGCGUUUGUCAAUGCAUGCCAGUACCUCUCAAUGCCAAGCAUAUCCAUGGCUCACCUUGAUGAAGCCCAUCAAUCUUUGGAGGCUUCCUGCAGAGAGUGCGAGAAGUUGUAUAAAGCCCCAUUCCUUUCGCCAAACAUGCAUCUCCAUCUUCAUCUGCAAGAGACUGUACUGAACUUUGGCCCGGUUUAUGGCUAUUGGCUUUUUAGUUUCAAAAGAUGCAAUGCCACUUCCACUUCCACUGCCACCUCAAUCCAAUUCGAUAUCAAUGCUUUUCUUGAUUCUCCUGAGAUCAACUUUGAUAUUGUCAAGGGAAAUGAGCCUUUGCCCCCUUCCGCACUUCCUUUAGCUCUAAAGGGGGAGAUUUCCAUGGAUGAAUCCGAGUAUGAGCAUUUGUUGGAAUACUAUCGCGAGACAUACAAUGAUCAAACUCUUGUUCAUUAUCGUCAUGCUGGUCAUUCCAAUAAUUUUGUUAACAAUCGGAUACAGAAGUUUGAAUCAAUCAAUCUUCUUGGGCAAAUCUACAAGAGCAAAAUGAAGAAUCAGCGUGGGUUGUUCAUGCAAGCCUUAUUUGAGACAAGUGAUGGUAGAAGUACCAAGCCAUACACAGGCCAAAUUCAGUAUCUCUUUGUCAAUACUGCUGUAAACUCGUUUGCUGGUCAUGCGAGCCAGCAUGUAUUUGCAUAUGUACGAUGGUACAAGGAAGUUUUACUUCAGCCCAGAGCAGGAGAAGGAGUUGAGGUGAAUGAGGUGGGGUUCGAAGAUGACAGCAUGAACAGCAUUCUCCCAGUGCAUAGAAUCUGCUAUGUAGUCGCAGUAGGCAAGCACCUUGGUCUAGAAGGCAAAGUUCAGAUGUGUGUAGUUCCUUUGCCACGAAAAAUUAAUAUUUAG
Phycomyces blakesleeanus NRRL 1555(-) is the source of this 1392-nucleotide messenger RNA. RefSeq lists its product as hypothetical. The transcript has 3 exons. The record is from RefSeq and is a predicted model, not a curated record. Bases 1 to 1392 code for a protein of 463 amino acids. Lineage: Eukaryota; Fungi; Mucoromycota; Mucoromycetes; Mucorales; Phycomycetaceae.